AUGGUGGCUCCGCGGGGCUUUGGUAACUGUCGCGGCAAUAAUUCCCGAGGACCGUUACAGACCUUUGGGCCCGGGGCCGUGGGGCUGCCCGGGUCGGGAGGGCCCUGCGCCCGGGCACUCGCCCGGGACUCAGGCGCCCGCCCGCGGCGCAGACCGGAUACGGGGCGGCGGAGCCGCCGCGGCAAGGCCCGCGCGCUGACCUCCGAAACCCGCGGAGGUCGGGCCGGCGCGCCCCCUCCGGAGGGAGCUCGGCUCCGGGACGCGUCCCGAGCGGCCGCGACCGGAGCCCGGCGGCGCCAGGGGCGGCGGCCCGCCCGGGGCGGUGGCGCGGGGUCGGGAGUCAGAAGCCGCGCCGGAGCCCGAAGAAGGUGCGACCCCCGACGGCCCCUGCGUCGUGGGCCGCACGCGCCUCUCGCAUGCCUGGCCGACCCGCGCGGUCGCUCCACCGCCAGCCCCGAGCCCGGGUCACCGCCAGAGGCCGGGACCGCGCAGGAGCCGCCGGCAGGGAAGGCGGCCGCAGGGCGGUUGGGCGUGGCCUCCCGGAGGGGGCGUGCCCCGGGGGCGGGGAGACUCACGCAACCAGCCGUUCGGGCUGCUGAUUGGCUAAGGCGCNGGGCGGGCAUGCCGGGCGGCGGCGCGGGGCCCGCGGCGGCGGCGCUGCGCGAGCAGGAGCGGGUGUACGAGUGGUUCGGGAUGGUGCUGGGCUCGGCGCAGCGCCUGGAGUUCAUGUGCGGGCUGCUGGACCUGUGCAACCCGCUGGAGCUGCGCUUCCUCGGCUCGUGCCUGGAGGACCUGGCGCGCAAGGACUACCACUACCUGCGCGACUCGGAGGCCAAGGCCAACGGCCUCUCGGACCCGGGCCCGCUGGCCGACUUCCGAGAGCCCGCCGUGCGCUCGCGCCUCAUCGUCUACCUGGCGCUGCUGGGCUCGGAGAACCGCGAGGCCGCCGGCCGCCUGCACCGCCUCCUGCCCCAGGUGGACGCGGUGCUCCGGAGCCUGCGCGCGGCCCGGGGCGAGGGCUCCCGGGGCGCCGCGGAGGACGAGUGCGGCGAGGAGGACGGCGGCGGCGAGGAGGACGACGCCGAGAAGGACGGCUCCCGCCCGGAAGGCGGCGGCGCCGCGCCCCGGCCGGGCGGCGGGCUGGGAAUCAGGGCCCAGGAGGAACUGCUGCUGCUCUUCACCAUGGCCUCGCUGCACCCGGCCUUCUCCUUCCACCAGCGCGUCACCCUGAGGGAGCACCUGGAGAGGCUCCGCGCCGCGCUCCGCGGGGGCCCCGAGGACGUAGAGGCGGCGCCGGGCCACUUGGCCGGCGCCCGGGCCCAGAAUGACUCGUCUCAUGGUGAUUACAUGCAAAGUCCCGAGGCUGCUUUAAUAGAACAAGCCCCAAUACCUCAUGAUGGACUUACUGCGGCACCUCACAGAACCCAGCGGGAAGCUGUACACAUUGAGAAGAUAAUGUUGAAAGGAGUCCAGAGAAAAAGGGCUGACAAAUAUUGGGAGUACACCUUCAAAGUAAAUUGGUCUGAUCUUUCAGUCACAACAGUAACAAAAACCCACCAAGAACUACAGGAAUUUCUACUGAAGCUUCCCAAGGAGUUGUCCUCGGAGACUUUUGAUAAGACCAUCCUCCGAGCCCUGAAUCAGGGCUCGCUGAAGAGGGAGGAGCGGCGGCACCCUGACCUGGAGCCCGUGCUGAGGCAGCUAUUUUCAACUUCAUCACAAGCUUUUCUACAGAGUCAGAAAGUACACAGCUUUUUUCAGUCCUUAUCAUCUGACCCUCUACACAGCCUCAAUAACUUACAAUCCUCUCUGAAGACCUGUAAGAUAUUAGAACACUUGAAAGAAGACAGCUCGGAAGCGUCAAGUCAAGAAGAAGAUGUGUUACAGCACACCGUAAUCCACAAGAAACAUGCCGGCAAAAGCCCCCUUGGGAACACUGUCGGUGCGGGUUGUUCCCCGGGGGACCGGCUCCCUGUGCAGUAUGCUGAGCAGAAUGGAGUUGUGGACUGGAGGAAGCCAGCCUAUGCCACCGGUCAGCGCCAGGAGCAGUGUGUGGCCUUAGUUGACCAGCAUUCAACUGAAAAGCGAAGUUUAUCUUCAAUCAGUAAGAAGAAAGGAAAACCACAAAUAGAAAAGGAGAAAAUUAAGAAAACUGACAAUAGAUUGAAUAGUAGAAUAAAUGGUAUUCGAAUCUCUGCUCUUCCGCACACCCACGGUGGUUCUGUGAAAGAUGUGAGUUUGGACAUUGGAUCUGGACAUGACACAUAUGGAGAGACGUCUUCAGAGAGUUACAGCUCUCCUUCUAGCCCCCGACAUGAUGGGAGAGAGAGCUUUGAAAGUGAAGAAGAAAAAGACAGAGACACAGACAGCAAUUCCGAGGACUCUGGAAACCCCUCGACGACCAGGUUUACAAGUUAUGGUUCUGUCGGCCAGACGGUCACGGUCAAGCCACCUGUUCAAAUUGCUUCCUUAGGAAACGACAGCGCAAACCUUUUGGAAGAUCCCUUAAGUUCAGCCAAGUAUCAGCAUAUUUCUUUCAUGCCAACUCUACACUGUGUCAUGCACAACGGUGCCCAGAAGUCGGAGGUCGUGCUGCCUCCGCCCAAGUCUGCAGAUGGCAAGACAAUCGGGAUGCUGGUCCCCGGCCCCGUGGCGCUCUCCGCCCUCCGGGAGCCCGCGGACCCCGCACCCGUGGGCGCGCUCGGGUCGGCGGCAUCUGCCGGGGACUCGGAGAAGCCGCUGGAGCUGCUGGCGGCCCCGCUGCCGCUGCCCACCGGCUUCCUCCCUCACGGCGGUGGCCCCGCGCUGCAUCUCACCAUCCAGAGGCUGAAGCUGCCGCCGGGCCCCCCUGAGAGCUGCGCCCUGAACCUGCCACUCGGCGGCUACUACUACCCGGGGCCGGCGCCCGGGCCCCUGUACCGCGUCUCGCCCUUCUUCAGCCUGCCCUCCCUCUGCAACGGCAGCUACCUCAGCCAGGCGCCCCAGGGCAGCGGCGGCCAGCUCCCCUUCUUCCUGCCUCAGGCCCCGUACGCCAGCGGGCUGGUGCCCGACCCGGUGCUGGGCGGCCAGGCCGGCUACGGCGUGCAGCCGGUGGCGGGCUUCGGCCGGUUCUACCCCGUGUACCCGCACAGCGUGGUGGCCGGCUCGGGCGGCGCGGCGCCCAAGAAGAGCGGGAGCGCGUCAUGCUACAACUGUGGCGUGAGCGGACAUUAUGCGCAGGAGUGCAAGCAGUCGUCCAUGGAGGCCAGCCCACAAGGCACUUACAGACUGAGAUACGCACCUCCCCUCCCCCCUUCUAAUGAUACGUUGGAUUCUGCAGACUGAAACAAGUAAAGCUUGCCUACUUAAUACACUGAAGUGUGGGGAGUCAUGGUUGGGGUGUGGAGGGAAGGGAAAGGAAAGGUAUUUUGUUUGUGUUUGUUUGUCUAUACAUUUCCUAGAUUUCUAUGCAGUUGAGAUUUCUCAUUUCUCUUGUACGGAUGUCCAAACCAAAACAAGAAUGCAUUGCUUUUGAGCCUCUGGUCUCCUGGUUCAACAACAGGCUUAUCUGUAUGAUAUGUAUAAUUUAAACCUUCAAACAAACUAUCAAAAGGAAAAUCUUGAUGUGUGCUUUUUUUUUUUACACUGAAUACUUGCUGUGUGCAAUGUUUACUGAAUCUUUGAAACUGUGUAUUUGACCUUUUUUCAUAACACUGGUGAUGGUCAUAUGGUUUUGGGGAAAAAAAAACAAAAAACUUUGCUUCUUCCCCAGCUUAUCUCACUUUGGCCCUAAUCUCCACAUUUUCAUCCCACCUCCGCUUGUGACAGUGGCUGCCGGAGCGGCUGGCACUGCACCAUCCACACUCUAAACCGCACUGCGUAGUAUCAUUCGACGGUAAAAUGUUUCACCUUCACCGUAAGGGAGAAUCCGAUUCCCCAAGCAGUGUGUAUAUAUGUAAAAAACACCUCCACGUACACACACCAACGCAGCGCUUGUCCAAAUAAAAAUUGGAGUGGAAGAGAGAGGAAGAGCUAAAACCAUAUGAAACAGAAAACGUGACACACGAAGUGGGCAAAUAGCUUUUUCUUUAAAAACAAACUUUUUUACUCAUACGUUUCUAGCCUGUUGCUUCAGAGAGACAUAAAGUGAACAAACUCGUGUGAGUGUGGUUCUCCUGUGUGUUUGUGUUUGUAACGAAGGCCAACAGCCAGUUUUACAUGUAGUCUACCACAGUCUACCACUCUGUCGUGUAAAAGACACUUCAGUCAAGAUUUCUUUUCCUUACACCAACUGUCACAGUGUUCUGUUGUGUUUUAAAUGUACACAGUUUAUUGCAAUCUGAACAGCAGCUCUGCGUUUCUACAAAAGUCAGGUAUUUGUUCCCUAUCCUGUGUCUCGUAGCAAAGUCACUUUGAUAACAGUUUACCACUAUGCUUGAUUAUAAUGUGAAAGAUUGAAUUCUGAGUGUGUUAAGAUGGUGUUAAUCAUGUCAGUGUCCCGUCACUAAGUUUAAUGCUGCUGUUUAAAAUGACUGUUUGUUUGUUUUUAAAGCCGAUCUAUGUACUAAAUUGCUUCCAGGUAAUUUUUGAUUUCCUAAAGUGCACUGAGGUUAUCUGGAAGACGGGGUGUAGGUUUGGACUGCUGCCAUCCAUGGCACCGAGCAGCCCCCGGCGCUGAGCCGCAGGUGUGAGGGCUGGGGGUUGGGUGUGCUGUGCCCCAGCCUCAGCACAGAGCAGAGACGGCGGGUAUGUCUGUGGGGUCACGUUGGUGUGCAGCAGAGAAACUUAAAUAUCUGGCCUUGGUUCAGAAACCUAACAGAUUGCCAGACAAAAGGAAACACUUGAAGUAAGAAGCUUCCUGUAAAGCUUCAUAGGUAGAGUUUAUAUUUAUAGCACCAAUGUACAUUUUGAAACCUUCUUUCAGGGGUGGGAGUAAAAGGGGAAGAAAGGGGGGGUGAAGGGGUAGACGAAAGCUUUAAUUUAAAAAGAAAGUUCAAUGAAAGGAAAUUAUUUUGAUUAUAUAUAUUUUAUUUGGUAUUUUUGGACCAUAAAUUAAUUGUUAAGCUGCAGUCAAGUUGUGAAAGUGAGAGUUUUGAUAAGCCCUAUAUGGACCGCAUUGUGAAUCACUUGCCAGUUGUACUUUACGGAGCUUAUUUUAUGAUUUAAAAGACUGUACUGUAUAUAGGAGGUAUGUUACCUUCUCCUUAUUUGUAUGUUUACCAUAUACUUUGAUAUUUGAAAUGUUAUGUACUGGAAAGGCCACUUAUAUUUCUAGAAAAGAUUGGAUUUUAUGCAACCUUUUUUCCUUGAAUUAACAGCAAUAAAAAAAAUGAAAAAUGGC
Odocoileus virginianus texanus is the source of this 5320-nucleotide messenger RNA. The record is from RefSeq and is a predicted model, not a curated record. NCBI's taxonomy places the organism in Eukaryota, Metazoa, Chordata, Mammalia, Artiodactyla, Cervidae.